This is a messenger RNA of Tarenaya hassleriana, 2951 nucleotides long. Its product is annotated as auxin response factor 18-like. Gene Ontology annotation, biological process: response to hormone; regulation of DNA-templated transcription. The record is from RefSeq and is a predicted model, not a curated record. Gene Ontology annotation, molecular function: protein binding; DNA binding. Gene Ontology annotation, cellular component: nucleus. The transcript has 4 exons. Bases 776 to 2806 code for a protein of 676 amino acids. Lineage: Eukaryota; Viridiplantae; Streptophyta; Magnoliopsida; Brassicales; Cleomaceae.
CUCUUUUUCUAAAUCGACUUUUAUGUUCUGUCUUUUUUUUGUUUGUCGUCUCUGCAGUGACUCAUCUCAUUUCCUUUUGUUCUUCUGGUUUUCGAUGAUCUUUCAAAUUUUCUUGAGAAUCUGUGGGCUUUUCGUUUUCCGGUAAAAAAAAGACAGUUUUUUUUUUGUGUAAGAGAACUGGACAGAGUGUUUUUUUUUUCCUUUGUGGCCAGAUGAGAGGAAACUUUGGAGGCUGGGAAUUGUUGGUGGUAGCCCCACUCACGUGAAAGUAACAAAACAGAGAAAUUUUCUCUGGGCGUGUUUGUUUCCUGGGAAAAUUUCGUGUUCCUGCGAAAAAAUUGGGACUUUGGUCAGGCAGUGUGGUGAACAAUUAGGGUUUAUUGUUCUUCUACUUUAAGGAAAAAGCGGAGCUGAAGUGGAUGAAAUCGUGACCGAGGUUCAAAUCGAAGCUGGUGCUGAUCGGGAUCCACUGAAAUCCCCGGCCGAGACCAGAGGUUUUCCGGUGGCAAAUGCAAAGAAAUCCGGUGGCCAUGGAGUUCUCCGGCGAGAAACAGAGUUUGAGUUUAUGGUUCUGAGAUCUCCGGCGACCAGAGAAGAAGUUCCAUCCAGUGGAUAGCGAGGAGAUUCCGGCAGGCCUCGAAGAACUCCCGGCGAAAAUCCGACAAAGCAGACAACUUUCCGACGGAAACCCCAUACUCUCCGGUGGGAUUGAAGAAGUUUCCAACAAAAGUCCACACGUUUAGGGUUCCUCAGUAACAUAUAGAAGAAGCAGAAAAUGCUAGCUUUAAUGGAGUCAAAUGGGAAGAAGGCGAAGGAUUGCAAAGAAGAUAAGAGCUUGGAUUCACAGCUAUGGCAUGCUUGUGCCGGUGGAAUGGUGAAGAUGCCGCCGGUGAACUCCAAAGUCCUUUACUUCCCUCAAGGCCACUCGGAGCACGCCUCCGCCGCUGUGAAUUUACCAAACUGCCCUCGCAUUCCGCCAUUGAUUCUCUGUCAAGUUACCUCCAUGAAGUUCCUAGCUGAUCCCGAAACCGAUGAGGUUUACGCCAAAAUCGGAUUGGUUCCUGUGGCUUCAGGCCUCGGAUUCGACGAGGAAGAAGACGGGCUCGGGUCCGAUGAAGGCGAAGGGGGCAAUGCUAAGCAGCCUGCUUCAUUCGCCAAGACGUUAACUCAGUCGGAUGCUAACAAUGGAGGCGGAUUCUCUGUUCCGAGGUAUUGCGCUGAGACGAUAUUCCCGAGGUUGGAUUACACGGCUGAUCCGCCCGUGCAGACGAUAUUAGCUAAGGACGUUCAUGGCGAGACGUGGAAGUUCAGGCACAUUUACCGCGGAACCCCUCGCAGGCACUUGCUCACGACGGGAUGGAGCACUUUCGUAAACCACAAGAAACUCAUGGCCGGCGAUUCCAUCGUGUUCUUGAGAACGGCGAAUGGAGAUCUCUGUGUCGGGAUUAGGAGGGCGAAACGCGGGAUUUCUCCUGAUGGGUCUGAGAUGCUGUCUCCUGGGUGGGGCAGCGGACCCGAUUCAUAUUUCUCUGCGUUUAUGCGGGAGGCCGAGGAGGGGAAGCUGAUGAGGAGGAGGAGGAGUAAUGGCAGUGAAAAUGGCAGAACUAAUCGCUCAGGGAGAGUACGGGCAGAGUCGGUGGUUGAGGCGUCAGUAUUGGCAGCGAGCGGGAAUGCAUUCGAGGUGGUUUAUUACCCGAGGGCAAGCACACCGGAGUUCUGUGUGAAAGCAGGGGCUGUGAGGCGAGCGAUGGGGAUCAGAUGGUGCCCGGGUUUGAGAUUCAAGAUGGCGUUUGAAACCGAGGAUUCAUCCCGGAUCAGCUGGUUCAUGGGUACCGUUUCAUCCGCACACCCCGCUGAUCCUAUCCGAUGGCCCAACUCUCCUUGGAGGCUUCUCCAGGUUGCUUGGGACGAGCCGGAAUUGCUGCAAAACGUGAAACGGGUGAGCCCGUGGCUUGUGGAACUCGUCUCCAACAUGCCCGGCGCCCUUCACUUCUCCCCGUUCCUGCCUCCGCAAAAGAAGCCGAGGCUUCUGCUCCAACCACCGGAGUUUCCACUCAACACCGCUCAAUUUCCCGUCCCGAAAUUCUCCUCGAAUUUAUUCGGGUCGAGAAACUUCCUCAGGUGCUUACCCGACAACAACAACUCCGACAAAAACAUUAACAUUCCUGCUGGCAUGCAGGGAGCCAGGCAUGCUCGUUUCGAUCUAUCACGAACCGAUCUCCAUCUCCACAAGCAAACCCUCUCGGGCGAUCCUUCCAUUCUUCUUCCCACCCGAACCACCUCGCUUAUGGGCCUAAGCGAUAACGGCGUUUCUUGUUUUCUGACUAUGGCUUACAAUAAUUACCCGACGGCAAAGAAGACGAUAACCACGCCUCAGCUCGUGCUGUUUGGUCGGCCUAUCCUCACCGAGCAAGAGAUCUCUCUCGGCGGCUCGUGUGGUUCGAUGACAUUGAAGGAUUCUUCUUCAGACAAGAAUCUUGACAGAACAGCUAAGCUUCUGUCCUUGGUAGAGCUGGAAGAACCUGAGAUGACUAGCUUGGAAACAGGACAGUGUAAAGUAUUCAUGGAGUCAGAGGACGUUGGCCGGACACUCGACCUGCCGCUGCUUGGAUCUUACGACGCACUCCGCGAAAAUCUAAGGCGCAUGUUCGGAAUCGAACAUCCCGACACGCUAAACAGCCUCGUGUACUGCGAUAUCUCGGGUUCUGUCAAACCCGUAGGAGAUGAGCCCUACAGCGAAUUUGCAAGAACCGCAAGAAGAUUGACGAUUCCGGUGGAUUCAGGCAAUGGCAGAGAAGGAAUCUAGUGAUGAAUUCAUAACCAUACCGGUUAAACCGGACGGGUUUGAUUUGGUUUGUAAGUGUACAGCGAGCCGACAUUCUUGUGCUUGAUUUUGAUUUCAGACAUGAAAGACUUCUUAAACAUGAAUGAAUCGGAAUUAUCUUGUAACA